Molecule: messenger RNA, 9091 nt
Organism: Anguilla anguilla (European eel)
Lineage: Eukaryota; Metazoa; Chordata; Actinopteri; Anguilliformes; Anguillidae
Gene: negr1
Product: neuronal growth regulator 1
Exons: 8
Coding region: 397-1479 (360 amino acids)
Source: RefSeq, a predicted model, not a curated record
AUGUUGCCUGGUCCGUAGCUCUGGGUUAGGAUCACUCUUUAAUCGAUAUUUUUAAUUGCUCUUGUGUUGUAUUGUUGUAUCAAUGCCUACCAGCUUCAACGGCUCCAACACCAGCUACUGGGAACAGGUUGCCUGGGAAACGGCCGCAUGGCAACAGGAUCAGAGCCUGGGGGUUGUCUGCUGCUCGGUCUGCUCUCAUUUUACAUCACAUUUCCUCACUAGAUGGUGUGCAAGCCACUGGAGAGUAGAGUUCUUCAUACAGUGCCGUUCUGACAAAACAAACCUGGAAAACUCUCUGGAACGCCAUUUAUUGAGGUAUUCAGGGAGGCAAGAGCUGGAAUAAGAGCUUCGCUGAAGGUGUUUGUUGUCGACAGCGAGGGAAGUAUUGUAGCUGUGAUGGACACAAUGAUUGCGGUGCAGGAUGCGUCUGUCUCCGGUCAGUGGUUUACCGCUAUAAUUCUCAGUCUCUUCUGCUUUCUGCCGUCCUGUUUGCCUGCUGGACAAACUGUGGACUAUCCCUGGCUGGGAAUGGAAAAUGUGGUAAGCAGACAAGGGGACACCGCUCUUCUCAGGUGUUAUCUGUUGGAUGGUUUCUCGAAAGGAGCAUGGUUGAACCGUUCAAGCAUCAUUUUUGCCGGGGAUGAUAAGUGGUCGGUGGACCCUCGAGUGUCCAUUGUGUCAGGAGUCGGAGACAAACACGAGUACAGCCUGCAAAUACAGAAGGUGGAUGUUACUGACGAUGGCCAAUACACCUGUUCUGUACAAAGUGAACGCAAUCCACGGUCCAAGCAAAUUCACUUAACAGUAAAAGUUCCUCCUAAGAUAUACGACAUUUCGUCUGACACCACUGUAAACGAAGGCAGCAAUAUCUCUCUGAUCUGCAUGGCCAGCGGGAAGCCAGACCCCACAAUCUCCUGGAGGCAUAUAACCCCAUUAGCCAAGAAGUACGAAAGUGGAGAGUAUUUAAUGAUCAAUGGAAUCAACAGGGAUCAAGCUGGGGACUACGAAUGCAGUGCUCAAAAUGACAUCUCCUACCCCGAUACGAAGACGGUCAAAGUAACAGUCAACUUUGCGCCAGAAAUACGUGAAAUAAAGUCUGCUGGAGUGGGCCGGGGACGGACCGCUCUGCUGAGAUGCGAGGCAGCAGCUGUACCCACACCGGUAUUCGAGUGGUACAAAGGCGAUAAAAAGCUUACUAAGGGUCAAGGAAUUGAUAUCAAGAACCUCAGUUCCAGAUCAGUUCUCUCCAUGACCAACAUGACAGAGGACGGCUAUGGUAACUACACAUGCGUGGCAGCCAACGAAUUAGGAAAGGCCAACGCUAGUCUGCCACUGAUCCCAAUUAUUGAACCUACCACAACUAGUCCUGUUUCAAGCCCAGCUCCCAACACAGCACCAUAUGGAAGUACAGGAAAUGCAGAUGUCCUGUCAUCCUGCCAGUACCUGGUCCUGCUUCUCUCCUUCAUCAGUGUAUACUAGCUGAGGAUGGCCAUACACAAUGACUGUAAAAAACCCUUAAAAGCAUUUAUCGGUCCUUUGACAUUUUGACUUCUGGAUACAAUCUGGUACAGUUUGUUAAAAACAGCGUGGGAUAUAAUCAGCAUUACUUAUGCGGGGAUGGUUAUUUUUUUGUGGGAUUUCUCAUUAUGUAAAUACUUGAAUUUUAAUUUAAUUUAAUUUGUUUUGUAUUUAGUUUCAUUUGUUUGUUUGUUUGUUUUAUUAUCCACUUGGAAAAUUAGUACACAUUGUGCGCUUUUAAACGCACACAAAUGCUCCAAAAUUAUUUCCUGGGGUUUAGGAUGCAUUCAUUGGCAUUUUGAUUUUUGUUUGCAUAGAUGGCAUAAAAAGUAAUGCCCAAGGUAUGUGAAAUCUCGCAUUAUACAAGUACAUAAUUUGCAUAAGAAUGUUGUAGUCAGUGUUAAAAGUCCUUGAAGCAAAAAUAAUAUUCGUUCCGAUCCUACUGAAUAACCUUCAGCAAUGGAACAGCUCAGUGAGAUGGUUGAAAAUCUGUAAAGGAAACAAAAUGAUUGACAAUAUAAAUGAAGGUAGAUAAUAAAACUAUAUAGUCUGAGAGACACUGCAAAGUAAAACAGAUAUUUCCCAGACCCGAUAAGCCCUUAUCUCUGUUAAAGAUGUCAUUCAGAUAUUUUUUUUUAACAAUAAGACUUUUGCUUUUUGAAAGAUCAUCACGUUUAACAUCAUGUCAUUCAUAAUGAGAUACUCCUUUCUCUUAUAUUUAAGCCCAGCUCGAGGGCAUUAUUUUUAAAGGUGUAAUUACUGCCUGCCUUUUGACCUUUGAGGUAUAUGUUGGAAUGUGCUAUUAUUCCAGAUAAUUACUACAGUGUUGACUCCUUGCUGUUGGAGUUAAGGAUGGAAUAAUCAAUUUGCUUAAUUAAAGUCAGGAUUUAGUGCUAUGCAUUUUUUAAAGUCAUUUUUUACAUUUUCCACUGGUCAUACGUCAUUUCAGAAUUAAUAUAGCCAGUACAGAUGUAAAAUGAUACUAAUUUGGAAACACCUGCGGAUUUAUAAAGCUGAAAUUUUAUUGCAAAUGCACCGUCAUAUCAAAUGCUCUGAAAUUUUUUUGGAAUUCCAACUAUGAUGUUUGAGAAAUAUAAAGUGUGGUUAUAAAUAUAAGCAAACUUUUAUGGAUUCAAUUAACCAAAUUAGUGCCUCCAUCACUUCAAAACCACUGUAAUUCGGUUAGGCAUUAACAUACAUUAACAGAACUUUUUAUUUUAUUUUUAUUUAACCUCUUGUUCAACACUGUACUUUUCUUCAAAAGUGCCCAAAAUCAUGUAAACUGCUGGAAAUCCCUUUUACCUUUUCUUUACGGUUUUAAAAAUAAUUAUGUAAAGCAGGGGUGUCCAAUCUUAUCCGAAUAGGGCCAGAGUGGGUGUAGGCUUUUCUUAUAGCCCAGCACUGACACACCUGAUUCUACUUAUCAAGGUCUUGAUUGAAGACCAUGAUUAGUUAAUUAGUUGAGUCGGGUGUCGUAACGCUGGGCUAAAACAAAAACUUGCACCUGCAUCGGCCCUUUUCUGAUUAGAUUGAACACCCCUGAUGUAAAGCCAUGAAGAAUUUUCUCUAAGAAUUUUGCUCAAGUGUGCAUAUGACAUCCUUCAUUGCAACUUCUCCAUGGUUCCUCAGAGUGAAUGAAGCCAUUGUGUAGCAGGGAAAUCUUUGCUGAAAGGCUCGUAAUCCAUUUGAAGCUAAGUAUCAAUAAGAUCAUUGGCCAAACGGGUGAAUUUUGACUCACAGAUUAUGGCUAAUCAGGGUGUGGGAAAUACCUUUGUGCAUAUUCAAUGUCCGUUUUAUUUGUGUAACCCAACGGAAACCAGUUUAACUAUUUUUAAAAGGGAAUUAUGGUGAUUUCAGGAAAGGAAAAUAAUCAUGAGGUGGAAAAGAAACUGGGAGGGAACAGCGGGAGACACACAUUAUAGAAUACAGGAUAUACAGUACCAUAUGUUACAUGGUUGUUUCUUUACAUUUUUUUUAUUUUAUCUUACAAGCUUGCAUGGAUUUUGAUGGAGGCACCGACCAUAAUCUCUGUUUAUUUAGUACAACUUCAGUUCCUAAAACUAUGAAACACCAAUGCAAAUAUGGUCCACAGGACUUAAAUAUUUGUAAGGAUUUACAGUUGUUUAAUUACAUGCUAACACAGUUUAUAUGUUUUGCUGUCUGUUCAAUAUAUGUUGUUUUGGACUUUAUGUUUUACAUUUGGAAUAUUGUACUAACAUUUAUAUCUAAUUUCCAAUGUUUUAUUUCUCUUACACAAGUGAGAUAUUUCCACGCAGCUGUCUCGUUAUAAGUAUUAUUUUAAAAAUCCUUGCUACUGUUAUGGAAAGUGAAAUUUGGUAUUCCAUCCAAAAUUUUCCAAGUCAAUUCCAGUCAAUGAAAAACUCAGAGUAAAAAUGAACAAAAAUUAUAUUUUAAUUGUAAAAUUGACAUUUUACAUGGCUGGUUUAGGGAAAAAGAGACUUUAAUGUGUUCCAUUUAUUCAUCUGGCUUCUGUGAAUCUCCUAGUGCCCAACAAAAGAACCAAGGGAUUAUGUUUGCCAACCCCAGAACACUCAUGUUAUUGAAUUAAAACAGUGGCAGCAAACCUAUCCUUAGACUGAAAGCACAAGUAUUUGUCAUUAUUGUAGUGUUGGUUCAAUUUGUGUUUCAUGUGAAUUUGCUAUGGUGCAAGAAAAAUAUAAUGGAUUUUUGUAUGUGACUUGUUAAUAUCAAUUUGUCUGAUGGAUUAUAAAGUUCAGCACCAUAAAAUUGGUGUCAUUAUUUUACUUCAAAGAUGGGGCAGAAAAAAAGGUAUAUCUUUGGUAUCUUUGGUUUUGAUGAAACAUUUUGAACAUGGAUCCAAAUACGUGUCAUUACAACAACUUGAAAGAAAUACUAUUGUUUACAAUCUUGCUAGUUCCUUAGGUACUCUUAAGUGUUGUUUAUCCUUGUCAAAGGUUAAGAUUAAAAGAAAGUUCCCAAUCUAGAGAUUUUCCUGAUUUUCCCAAGGGUGAAUAAUGUUAUUAUACUAAUAUAUAAAUCAGUGAUGAGAGUGAGUAUUUGGGGAGUUAUUUUAUUUGUACCCAUUUAUAGGGUACAAAUCUUACUGUAUAUGGGUAAAUUCAGUAUUUAUUCUGCCUUAGUACACCCGUUGUGUACUACCAUGUGCUGGAAUUCAUGAACGUAGUGCAUGCUGAAUUAACCUGUAUAUUAAUGUGAACACUUUACUAAAAACCCUCCUUGCAUAGUUUCUAAUUUUCACAAAUGUGUUUGACUCUAUUAUACAGUAUAUUUACUCUUACACUGAUUUUAGGGAACAGCAAUUGGGGUACACUGGUGGCAGAAUGUGGCACAUUGGUUCACAGUGGUUUGCAUAUCUAUCGUUCUAUUUGUUUUAACUGAACAGGACGGAUAUAUGCCGAAGCGGUAGGAAAGUAAAUUAUGUCUAGGGUCUUAAAAGAACAUUAGUUGGUAUUCCUGAAUUCACACAAUUUUGUAUUUAGCAGCUAUCGAAAGUAAAGAAGGCUGUAGACUGUGUAAAAAGUAACUAAUAAUGUGGCACAGCAGCAGCUGUGAAAAUUGGAUAACUGACUCAUUUAAACCACCCCGUUAUAUUACGAUACCGUAAUUAAUGAAAGGCAAAGCUAGAAUACCAGGAGUUGCUCCACUCCUCACAGUUUAUGUGCUAAAAUGUUCUUACUCAAGUUAAUUAUAAAAACUAUGGAUACAAUACUUUGCUGAACCUUAUAUCUGAGGUGAAUGUAAUCAAAUAUCCACUGCUCAGUUUGUUAGAGUGUUUACAGAUAUUUAUUUGAAAUAACUUUUGAAAUGUGUGUUUAUAAAAUCAAUACCAGUACCUUUUUCUCACUACAAAAAUAUUUUUUUCUCUCCCUACUCCUUUACUGAAAAACGCUUUCUUUUAUUAUUUAUGCGAGGAAACAGCCAAUUAGUUGCACAUAGUACGCAACAUAAAUACCUCAUUGUUACUUAUUAAGCUAUGGUUACCUUUUACACUCUCUCUGGCUCUUCGUCUGCCAUUUAAUUGUUUCAAUACUUUCUAUUGCCCUAUAAUCAAUAUAUUCACAAAGCAGUGACAUCUGGUUUUUUAAAAAAGGUACGUUUCAAUGACCUCCCCUCACCCCCCCCCACCAAGCAUUAGCAUGCCAGUUGAUUUGUCCUAAUGGGUCCUGAGCCCUAAGACAAUGUGCACUUCGGACACCAGUGUGCUGCCAAACACAUUGCAUUCCUAUAUGCAAGUAGCUGAGAAGCAAGCAGCAUUUUAAGAAGGUUUGAAAUAAAUUUAAAAAAUGGACAAGGCCAAGUGAGAGAUGUAUGAUAAAAGUAAUAGAAAUGAAUAAGUUGUAGUAAUAGUAUAAUUGUGAAACAAUCUGGAAAGCCGUGGAUUGGCAGCCUGUCUUGUUCAGCACUGUUGGAUUGAGGGAACAAACGCAAAAAGAGAAAAUUGAGUGGAGGAGAGCACAUGCCCUAAAAGAUAGGAUUUAAACCAUGAGAUUUUGAUAUGCGCUUUUGAAGAUGUGAGUGGGUUGUGGCCUUUCUUGAAGCGAAUGGAAGUCAUAUUCAUUUUUUUUUUCUUUCUCUUCUUUUUGUCAGAAAUGGGCCUUUUCACAUUUAUGCAGUGGUUAUCCCCCCAAGGAAAUAGUGUCACGUGUCUCUGUGCUUGCUGAAUGUCAAGUUUAUAACCUUCAAAUUUUAGAUAAUAGGAUGUUUAAAUAUUUGUUUAUUUGUGGACAGGCAAAGACCUGACAUUUCCUGUCCUUUUUUUCUUCUUCUAUUGUAAUGCAGGAAGUAGCAUCAAAGCACCCACCUGGAGUCACAAUGAUUACUCACUUUCAAAGUUGCGUGUUUUCUAUAAUAAAUAUAAAGCAUUGUUUUGAAUAAUUAAUAAAGAGCAGUCAAUCAGUCCAUAUGGGGAACAAGUACUGUAUUUAAUGUGCCUUUAGUGUAUUUAAUUAAGAAGUUAAAUACCAUAUCCAAGCCUCAUUAAAAAACAAAAAAACAAUUAUUCCAGCUAUAGAUAAGGCCAUUACUACACUUAAGGGUAAUUUAUAUAAGGGUUAUAAAUGUCCAAAAGCACCUCUUUUGCCAAUUCCUUGCAUAUCACAAAUGUUGUAGAUACUAAAAUAAUAAAUCCAGAUCUUAAAAUGUUUAAUAUUGUUUUACAACAAUGCACAGCAUGUAAAGCUAUCCAACAUAUAAAACUUCACUUGGUUUGUUUGCAGUUGUUUUUUUUUUAACCAGUGUGAAUGUCUUUUAUCACAUCUUUUAAUAUUUUCCCAGCAAUGAUCACAUUUGUGUGAUAUAUACAUCACUCAAUAAAAAUAAAAUGAUACCUUUAGUUAGUCAACACUACCACUGUGUGCAAAACAGGACAUUUUAUUAUGGAUAUUUGAGGUCAAGAUAUAAACCAUUACCUUUCUUCCAGUAUCACAUAUACAAUUGUCUUUUUUUUGUGUUAUAUAUUAUUGCAUCAUGGUCUCAUUUAAUCUAUAUGUGCAUUCAGUUACAACACAUAAAUAUCUCAGACCUAAGACAAAUAUUAAAAUCAGACUAAUCACAGAAGUAGAGCAGUACAGUGCAUGGCUAUUGUGUAAUAUAGCUCUUCAUAUACCUCUUAGGUGGCACAAAACAAUAAAAGUACAUUACAAUUUCGCUUAAGAUAACCAUGUAUAACCACAUGACAUGACCUAUAAUGGAAAUGUGCUGGUAAAAAAAAAAAAGAAGAACAAAGAACAAAAGAGGUUUAGGUGUACUUUGCACAAACAGCGCAUUGUUUAGUAUGUGCACUGUCUGUAAUAUAAAAUUACUUGGUGUGCUGCCAUGUCUUUUUGGCUUCGUUAUUUUCAGGAAGCAGGCACUUCAUUUUAAGCAUCUGGUAUAAAUUAAUUGGCAUAUAAAAACAGACAUUUGUGUCAUGGCUGCCUGGUGGUUUCGUAGAGCUGAACACACCGAGCACAGCUUUGUUACUGUGGGUGAGAUGCGUCGCCUUUCAGGACAGAAUGGGGGGAGGAGGCACGUCAGAGUGUGUCACGAUGAUUAAAGUACUGUCAGGCUUGUGUUUCACUUCCUUUCCUGGGCCCUUAAAGAAGUAUUUCUCAAAGAGUCAAAAGGAGGGUUCUGGGGUGAGAUGACUUUUCUGACCCUGCAGUUAAUGAAAUCCUUUCUGUGCCUUUUUGUCAGAUUUUAGUGCAGGAUUUGGUCAGGUGCUGCCAGCCUUUUUCCUUUCCUAGUCUAAACGCAACACACUUAACUCGCCAUUACAAAUAAUUGGGGAGCACCUGCAUUCAACCUCUUUACAUUUGCAACCUAUGAUAAAACUUUUCCUUUAAGCCUUGCCACUACAGUCCCCAACAUCUGUAUGUACAUUAAUACAGAGUACGGAAGUGGUAUACUGUAUUAACUUUUUUUUCUCUCAUCCAACACUGUAUGCAUCAGUCUAAGCCACUCUCUGGUCCGCAUCAUGUGUCCUCAGUUUCCAAAAUACUGAAGUUGUGUUUCAUGAGUUUCCUGACAAAAUUUAUUCAGUCGUUGAUUAUGUUAUAAAGGUAAUACCCCUCUCGAUAAUACAAUAGCUGCCGGAAAAUAAGAAUGUGUGGCUUAAAAAGCUUUCCAUGAAGUAUUUGUCAACCUGUUUCCCAUUAUUUUCAGUGAGCUGGAAAAUAAGUUUGCUAGGCAAUGAUGCAGAGUUCUAGAUAAUUCAACAUUUUAACUGAGGUAUCUAAUCCCCGACUCUCUGAGAAGCUGAUGACUGAGUUACAAUGCAAGAAAUGUUUGAGUGUCUUGUGAGCAGGGGUUAGUUUUUUUAAAACAAACUCUUUUAAAAUGAACAUAUAAAGGACCGUUACAAAGAUCAACUGUUUAAAGUAGAUACCACCACUCUUUCUAGUUAUGUUUUGAUGGUUUACACAUUGAAUUACAUGACAGUUUUGACUCGCUGUAAAACCAAGCAUUGAAAUAUUACUUUAUAAUCAAAAAGCAAGCAUUUUAAUUUUGUGCAAACAAAUUACAUUUUCAAGGAAACCCAGGACAGUGCAGGAUGAACAUGUUACAGUGAUACAUGCUCUUGUUAUCAUCAAAUUCCACAGAAUAUUUCAAAAGAAUCGAGUACUGUAUUUCAUCUUCUGUUUUUUUUUUCUUUUCUGUAUAUAUGCUAAUAGUAUAUCAUUUUUUAACCUUUUAUAAGUUAGUGAUGAUGUGGAAUGGAUGGUACACCUAACCUAAGUCAUAUUUAUGGGAAGUUUUAUCAUUUGGUUAUUCAAAGCAUUAUUCAGACAAAUUUGUGAUGAGAAAUUUGAAAUGGUUAUCUUUACUCAAAUGUGUAUGGAGGUCCUUUAGCCACCAGGGAUAUAGUUGUAUAUUUAUAGGCUCUAGAUCACUGGAAUGACAUAUAUGGCUUUAAGUGGCAUUGAUAUAUAUAUUGAUAUUUGUUGAAAAAAGAAAUUGAAAUUCAUGUAUUUGAAUUACUUUAAAGCUUACAUUGUGUAUAGCACGUAUGCAAGUACAUUUUCAUCCUGUUUGAUGUAAUUUUGUAGCAGUGGUUUGAUACUAAUAAAUGGCAGUUGAUGAUUGAACUGUA